This is a messenger RNA of Ylistrum balloti, 1504 nucleotides long. RefSeq lists its product as uncharacterized. Bases 14 to 1504 code for a protein of 496 amino acids. The transcript is spliced from 5 exons. Lineage: Eukaryota; Metazoa; Mollusca; Bivalvia; Pectinida; Pectinidae. The record is from RefSeq and is a predicted model, not a curated record.
UUCCAAUGUAAACAUGGUGAAACACUGCUGUUGGGGUGAUUGUCGGAGUGACGACCGCUACAGAAAUGCAGAUCAUAUGCAGGACGUGUUCUUCAUACCGUUUCCCAAGCCUAAAACACAGCAUGAAAAAUGUAGAUUGUGGGUUUCCUUGUGCGGGCGUAAAAACUGGGGGGUUACCAAUGUAAACAAACACUCUUACAUAUGCAGCAAGCAUUUCUUUGGAGGAAACGGUCCUACCAUUGACCAUCCCAAUCCUUUGCCGGCAUCUGGUACGGCCAUUGAUAUAAAACGAGCACAGAGAAGAGCUCGACCAUACCCCAGGUCCAGAUCAUUGCCAGCAUCAGUGAUAAAGAAAUGCCAAAUUGACGACACCAAACUGAUAAUGCAGCAGGAAAACCACAACAAUUCAUUCAGUAUCUUGAGUGACCAUGCCUACACUAUUCAACCCGGAGGUCCAGGAGAGAGAGGUACACAAACAGAUAGUGUGGAGACCAGAAAUUUUGGCACUCAGACAGAUCUUACUAUCAACUGCUUAAAGAACUAUGACGAUCAGCAGCUUCAAAAUGAAGGCCUAAUACGUCGACACCUGACAGUAACUAAUGUAACUAAAGAUGACUCCUCAUGCAAAUUUUACACAGGGUUGUCAAUCGCAUUGCUCUCACUGGUGUUUGGAUGGCUAAAAAAUAAAGCUAAAAACAUGACCUACUGGUGUGGAGCAGAAACAAAUAAGGACAAAGUUGAGGUAUCAAAUGUUGGAAGACCAAGGUCUCUAUCAUUAUGGGAGGAAUUCCUUUUGGCACUUCUGCGACUAAGAAGAGGGUAUGACAACACCACACUGGGACAGAUGUUUGGUAUAUCAGCAAGUUCUGUUAGCCGGAUAUUUUUUACAUGGAUGUGUCUCAUGUCCCGUGAGCUAAGGUUUUUAGUGUGUUGGCCAUCUAGGGAACAGUGUAGAAGGAAGUUGCCAAAGUGUUUCAAGUGGUUUACUCGCACAAGGUGUGUUAUAGAUUGCACAGAGUUUUUCAUACAGAAACCCAGUAUGCCUUCCUCUCAACAGAUAACCUGGUCCGCAUACAAAGAUCACAAUACCUUAAAAGUGUUAAUGGGAAUAACCCCCACAGGAUCAUUCAGUUUUGUAUCUGGGGCUUUUACAGGUAGCAUAUCAGAUAAAAACAUAGUUCUGCAAAGUGGCUUUCUGGAAAAGAUAGAAUAUGGUGAUGACAUUAUGGCUGAUCGGGGUUUCCUUAUCCGAGGAGAGCUUGCCUUAAGAGGUGCUACACUAAAUAUGCCACCAUUUGCCAUGGGAAGACAACUCUGCAGCAAAGCAACAACAAAAACUAGGAGGAUUGCUCAUGCGAGAAUUCACGUUGAGAGGGCAAUAGGACGUUUAAAAAACUUCAGUCUACUUCAAGGGGUCUUAAAUCUGAAACUGAAAAAUGUAAUUGAUGAUGUUAUUUUAGUUUGUGCAGCACUGUGUAAUUUGGACAACCAACUUGUAAAGUAG